CUGGAAUCACCGUGCCGUGACGUUACUCGCCAGAAGUCAUGACUUGAAUCGUGGUGCAUUCCGUUCGACUCAACAUGGAACUAUUUUGUUGAUAUAUAAUAGCGACUGCACGGAAACUUCAAUAGUAAAUAAUGCCAGCGCCACAAAAUAGAUUGAUCAGUGAGCAGAAAGCGUCAGUGUCAUAACUAUGAGCAGUCUGCAUGUUUGAUAAUGCGAGAUCGGUGGUUUAAACAGUUCAAAUUUUAUCAUUAGAUCCAAUCAACGAAGACGCGGACCUGUACUUUGCCAGCUGAAGGCAAUUCAAUUCCGGAAAACGAAAGAGUCAUUGUCAAAGCAUUGGAAAAAGGAUCUGCGAUUUUAACCGGUCUCUCUCACUUACGGUGUCAUCAUUGGAAUCGAUUUUAGUAGUAACAGCAGUCCGGAAGUGAAAGAAUCGAGAAGCUAAUCAUCAUUUUUAUUCGCGAACCGACAGUUCGGAACAACGCUUAAAUCUAAUCUGUAGUACAAGCCAAACACUGCGAGACCACACGGUAGCUGCAAGAGGGCAAAUGGUGAAAUAAAAACAAAUUGUUGUGGGUAAUAAAAAACAGAAAUGAAAGCUGAUAGCCGCGACAGCAAGGUAUCAACAAUAAACAAAAUGACAAACAAGAAGAGCAAGGCGGUAGUCGAAGAAGAAAUAUCGAACACCGGUAGCGAUCAUCCGUAUUCGGAUGAAGGCAGGAUAGCUUCAAACGUUGGAAAAUCCUCAGUCGAACCUCAAAACUCGAGAAGAGCAGGUGCCGGUUCUAGUGUCGUCCCCACCGAAACUAACGCCGAUUGUUUCGUUGUCAGGUCAUUGUCAAAGCAUUGGAAAAAGGAUCUGCGAUUUUAACCGGUCUCUCUCACUUACGGUGUCAUCAUUGGAAUCGAUUUUAGUAGUAACAGCAGUCCGGAAGUGAAAGAAUCGAGAAGCUAAUCAUCAUUUUUAUUCGCGAACCGACAGUUCGGAACAACGCUUAAAUCUAAUCUGUAGUACAAGCCAAACACUGCGAGACCACACGGUAGCUGCAAGAGGGCAAAUGGUGAAAUAAAAACAAAUUGUUGUGGGUAAUAAAAAACAGAAAUGAAAGCUGAUAGCCGCGACAGCAAGGUAUCAACAAUAAACAAAAUGACAAACAAGAAGAGCAAGGCGGUAGUCGAAGAAGAAAUAUCGAACACCGGUAGCGAUCAUCCGUAUUCGGAUGAAGGCAGGAUAGCUUCAAACGUUGGAAAAUCCUCAGUCGAACCUCAAAACUCGAGAAGAGCAGGUGCCGGUUCUAGUGUCGUCCCCACCGAAACUAACGCCGAUUGUUUCGUUGUCAGUCCAUCAUCGUCCGUGGUAACCGAAAGUCACUACCUGUUGCAGAAUUCGACCGCGAUGAAGAAAAAACCGGAUGGCAUUCGCGGUGUGCUGCAGAACCGUAGCUUGCUGGUAGAUCUGCUGGCAAUUCUGUUCGGUAUCAGCGCAUGGAUAGGAGUUAAUUCCAGCUUCGUCCAGCUACCGCUGCUGGUGACAAAUUCUCCGGAAGGAUGGAACCUGCCAUCCUACAUGGUUAUCGCGACUCAGAUAGGCAACGUGGGACCCUUGAUAUACACCGGUUUGCAGAAAUGGAGGGUUUUCCAAGAUUCGUACAUUAUCUACGUGCUGCUGGUGAUUGGAUGCGUCGGUUCCAUUUGUAUGGCCUUCCUGUACGAAACGACAUCCUACGUGUUUGGAGCCGAUCGGUCUGUCGCUAUGCUGGUAUGCGUCUUUUCACUGGCCCUAGUCGGUUGUACGAGUUCGGUUCUGUUUAUGCCUUACAUGGGCCGCUUCAGGGAUAUUUAUUUGAUAACCUACUUGAUAGGAGAAGGCCUUAGCGGGUUUGUACCGAGUAUCGUGGCGCUGAUUCAAGGAGUUGGCGGAAAUGCUGAGUGUCGAUCGAGUAAUUCGUCCGAUCCGAAUGCUCCGUUCACGAGCUACACACCUCCGCCACGGUUUGGUUCUACGGAAUAUUUUAUUUUUGUUUUUGUGGUUUUUGUCAUCAGUACGGUUGCUUUUGCCAUACUGGACAAACACAAACGGUGCCGCAAGGAGUACGCCGCUGUCGUUAUCAACAACGGUAACGAUUAUACCUACGAAACCGGCCAACGAUCGGCGUCCUCUUCGUCGAUCGACAAAUCGAAUGUGAAACCUGAAAAAAUUAAAGUACUCUCUAAUCGCAACUACGUGUAUCUCAUGAUUCUGUUGGGCAUUCUGUGCACCUUCGGCAACGGUAUCUUUCCAAGUAUCCAGUCCUAUUCGUGUCUGCCGUACGGUAAUGUGGCCUACCACUUGACGGUAACACUUAGCACGAUGGCCAAUCCACUGGCUUGCUUUAUGGCACUGUUCCUGCCCCACACGUCAAUCCGGGCGAUCACCUUCAUAUCGGCAAUAGCGGGUGUGUUCACGGUGUACGCACUGUCGACAGCGUUCUUGAGUCCUGUCCCGCCCCUGGUAGGCAUGGUCUCGGGAGAAGCUCUGGUGAUUGUUACCUGGACUGUCCUGAUCGGAUUGGUGAGCUACGUACGUCUCUCGAUUACCAGCAUAUUCCGGUACCAGGGUGGUCGAUCGCUAGUGUGGGUGGGAGCCACCACUCAGAUUGGAUCCCUUGUCGGGUCGAUUUUAUCAUUCACCCUGAUCAAUUUUACCGACUUGUUUCAGCAGUACUAUCCGUGUUAAUUGGAUUGGAAAAACAUUGCUUUAGGUGUAGUGCGUUAACUAUUGACUGAUUGUGUGUGUGUGUCUGUCUGCUAACUAAACUAAGCAUGUUGAUUAGAUUAGGUAUCGUUUGACUGAUCGUGAGAUAUUGACGUAAUUCAACAAGCAAUUGCAUUUAGUAUGAAAGGUUCAUUACAUAUGAAAGGCUCGUUACAAAAAUUUGCUUGAAUAGCAUAGAAAUGACACGAAUUGACAAUCCACCAAAUCUACUAUUACAGCUGUAAGAGUUAGAAUUUUAUUCUGGGUGCUGUAGUUUUGGAAUAACUCAAUUCAUAGAGACACAUUAUAUUAUCUUGUGUUAUUUCAUCCGAGAAUAGUGUGCCCAAUAAACAUGUUUUUAUCAA
Malaya genurostris is the source of this 3099-nucleotide messenger RNA. Its product is annotated as solute carrier family 52, riboflavin transporter, member 3-B. Gene Ontology annotation, molecular function: riboflavin transmembrane transporter activity. The transcript has 6 exons. Gene Ontology annotation, cellular component: plasma membrane. Gene Ontology annotation, biological process: riboflavin transport. The record is from RefSeq and is a predicted model, not a curated record. NCBI's taxonomy places the organism in Eukaryota, Metazoa, Arthropoda, Insecta, Diptera, Culicidae. Bases 1103 to 2716 code for a protein of 537 amino acids.